This is a messenger RNA of Ixodes scapularis (black-legged tick), 786 nucleotides long. RefSeq lists its product as uncharacterized. The coding region runs from base 1 to 786 and encodes 261 amino acids. Gene Ontology annotation, molecular function: nucleic acid binding. The transcript has a single exon. The record is from RefSeq and is a predicted model, not a curated record. NCBI's taxonomy places the organism in Eukaryota, Metazoa, Arthropoda, Arachnida, Ixodida, Ixodidae.
AUGGGUUUCGAGAAACAGAGACGGAAUCGCAACUCCUUCCUAAUUGAGAGAGAGGACAUCGUCGAGUGGAGGCGGCGGUAUUUGAGGGAAAUCGGAAAGCACAGAGCCCAGAACCGCAAGAUCUACUUCCAGGACGAGACUUGGGUGAACGCCGGCCUUACAGUUCACAAGGUGUGUACUGACAGCACCAUAAAGUCAGCAAGGCAAGCCUUCAUGUCUGGACUGACGACCGGGCUAAAGGUUCUUUCUGGAAAAGGUGAAAGAGUGAUUGUCACCCACGCAGGUAGUGACACUGGGUUCGUGUCCGGCUGCCUGGACGUGUUCCGUGGGAAGAAAAAGGGGGACUACUACGAUGAAAUGAACUCGAACAGGUUUGAAGCAUGGUUUCUUCAUCUGCUGGACCACAUCGAGCCUAACAGAGUAAUUGUUAUAGACAACGCGCCAUACCACAGCAGAAAGGCUGAAGCGGUUCCCACAACUGCAACAAAGAAGGGCGAGAUCCAGCAGUGGCUCUCUUCCAAGAACCUAGACUGGACUGCCACAAUGAAGAAAAAAGACCUUCUGAGCAUCGUGGCAACGGUGAAGGAUAGCUACACAAAGUACGAAGUUGACGUCAUGGCUACGGACGCCGGACACACAGUGUUGAGGCUCCUACCUUACCAUUGCGAACUAAAUCCCAUAGAGUUGAUAUGGGCACGAGUCAAGCAGAAGUACGCCUCCAAGAAUAUUACAUUCAAUCCCAAUGACGCCGAGCGCCUCUUGAGGGAAGCAGUGGACAACGUAUAA